AUGUUGGCGUUGGCCCUCCUCGCCCUAUUCUGUGUGUCAGCUGAGUCUGUUUAGCCACGGUUAUCCUCCUACAAUGGGUAUGGAGGAGGGGGAGAAGAAUGCCUCUCCUACUCAGGCAACCAGCUAAAUGGCCCUAUCACUGCCAUCCAAAUCCGGGUCAACGGUAACUACAUUGUGGGUGGAGCCAACUAUGCUGGGGGUACCCGAGGUGACCUGGAAGAGAUUUUCCUUUACCCAGGAGAGUCAAUCAUCCAAGUGUCUGGCAAAUAUAAGUAUUAUGUUCGGAAGCUGGUGACAGACAAGGGCCACUACCUGCCUUUUGGCAAGGACACAGGCACCAGCUUCAAUGCUGCCCCACUGUACCCCAACACUGUUCUUCGAUUCAUCAGUGGCCGCACUAGCUCCAUCAAUGCUAUUGGCCUACACUGGGAUGUUUACCCCAGUGACUGUGACAGCUGCUAA
This is a messenger RNA of Trichosurus vulpecula (common brushtail), 462 nucleotides long. It is a transcript of the gene ZG16, whose product is annotated as zymogen granule protein 16. Lineage: Eukaryota; Metazoa; Chordata; Mammalia; Diprotodontia; Phalangeridae. The record is from RefSeq and is a predicted model, not a curated record.